AUCGAGUUCACAAUCACAAUAAAGCACAUGUGCGUGUGUAAAACGGACGAUAUAUAUUUGCUCCUUUUGUGAAGAGCCAUUCUGAAGAAAAACUGUAGAAGUCAAGAUGUCCGAAGAGGGAAACUCGAAGGUGCAGGACCCAAAUGAGUCCAUUAAGCCCCGGUUGGACCCAAACCAAGUUCCCAAACUUGUUGCCAGGCUCUACGGAAUUCAGACAGGAGACAUCAAGUCGUUGCCUAGUUACGAUGAUCUCAACUUCUUCUUUCGACCCGCUACAGACCACGUUGACAACAAGAACAUUCCAGAACUCAAUAAAGCUGGAUAUGUUCUUAAGGUCAUGAACUCACUGCAAUCAGCUUCUCCCGAAGGAAUAGAUGCCUCUAACGCCCUGUGUGCGCAUGUGCGGGAGCGAGAUAUUCCGACUCAAGAGGUCAUGCAGAAUAAAGAUGGCCAACCCUACAGUCUAGAAACGUUUACCAACACUGACAAAGAUGGUGCAUCUCAACAGUUCGGACCCUACCUUGUACGUUUGUUGACGUAUAUUCCUGGUUCAACGUUUGUACAGACACCAUACGUCCCUGGGUCGUUCUAUAACAUCGGCAAAACUGUAGGAAAAUUGCAUAAUGCAAUAGCUGACGGAUUCAACCAUCCUUUCUAUGAGAACCAUCGCUUCUUGUGGAGUCUCACAGAGAUGACUCAGCUACGGGAAUUCCUUUUUGCCGUCAAAGACGCCAAUGAUCUUGAUGUCGUCACUAAGGUUGUAGGUGCAUUUGAGCGUGAUAUCGUUCCUAGAUAUCCUGAGUUUACACCAGGUGUUAUUCACGGAGACAUAAAUGCUUACAAUACGAUUGUCUUCGAAGUUUCUGGGCAGGAAAUGAUGCCAUGUGAUCAACGCGCUCAUGACGUCACUGCUCUCAUAGAUUGGUCAGACGUUACAAAGUCGUACUUUGUAUUUGACAUCGCCAUUGCAAUUGCAUAUUUUUCAAUCGACUGCGAAGAGAAUAAACUACUAGAUGUCGGUGGACAUAUUUUGAAAGGCUACACAAAGUACCGAAAACUCAAUGAAGCUGAAAUUAAAAGUAUCCCUUUGCUUGUGUGCAGUCGAUUGUGUCAAACCCUGGUUUUCGGUGCGCAUACGUACACUCAACAACCUGGAAAUGAGUACGUGCUUGCAACAGCUAAAAAAGGAUGGCCUCUUCUCCAUAAGUAUUGGAGUGCAGACGAGUCCAAAUUGUUAAACAAAUGGAAAGUUAUCAUAGAAUCAAACUGAAAUUCAGACAUACAGUAAUUGCUUUAAAGGUCAUUAUGUAUGUGUAUGUAAAUGUCAUGUGCUAAGUGAUUGUAUGUAUGGUGUAAUGUUUAAGUGGUUAAACAAGUUUAAUACUUUUAUCCCACAUUCGCAUUGGUUUAUGGCUUUAUUGGUCUCAGUUGGUUUCAACAGGUAUUAUGUUACUAGAACCUGAACUGCGAGUUUCAAGUCUGUGUAACUUGUUCACUAAGACUCAACCAUAAUAUCGUUAGUUUAGUUAUUCAAGGAACUUGUGUUUAUGUUAUAUUAUACUGUCACGCAGUCUAGUGAGUUUUUAUAUCAUACCUUUUAGUCCUGAAUUUGUGAGAAUUAAACUAGGUAAUCAGC
Molecule: messenger RNA, 1636 nt
Organism: Mya arenaria
Lineage: Eukaryota; Metazoa; Mollusca; Bivalvia; Myida; Myidae
Product: hydroxylysine kinase-like
Exons: 7
Coding region: 107-1270 (387 amino acids)
Molecular function (GO): amino acid kinase activity
Source: RefSeq, a predicted model, not a curated record